Messenger RNA from Brenthis ino (lesser marbled fritillary), 273 nucleotides. NCBI's taxonomy places the organism in Eukaryota, Metazoa, Arthropoda, Insecta, Lepidoptera, Nymphalidae. The record is from the annotation of a GenBank genome assembly.
AUGUAUGAUGGCAAUACCAGAACACCACAAGUCACGGGAAACAAACAGGAUAGCUGGGCGAAGAAAUAUCAAAUAAAAAUAAACAUACAAAUCGCAUUUGUACACGUUUUACCUGAUAGCGAUGGUGUGGUUGCGCGCGAGCUGUCUUCGCACGCGCUUCGUGCCGCAUCCGACACCAGAUACGACGAAAAUACGCCGAAUGGACCCCGAAGUGGACCCGAGUGCUACCGAAAUCGUCUGCCGAACUUUGCCCAAAAACAAACUUUCAAUUGC